Molecule: messenger RNA, 1275 nt
Organism: Tachyglossus aculeatus (Australian echidna)
Lineage: Eukaryota; Metazoa; Chordata; Mammalia; Monotremata; Tachyglossidae
Product: E3 ubiquitin-protein ligase TRIM11-like
Exons: 6
Coding region: 1-1275 (424 amino acids)
Molecular function (GO): protein binding; zinc ion binding
Source: RefSeq, a predicted model, not a curated record
AUGGAUGUGAGCCAGAGCUUGCGGGAGGAGCUGACCUGUGCCGUCUGCCUGGGCUAUUUCACCGAGCCGGUGACCAUCGACUGCGGACACAGUUUCUGUCGGAGCUGCCUGGACGGCACCUGGGGGCAGUUGAGGAACUCUCCCCUCACUUGCCCCGAGUGUCGCAGGCCUGUCGAGCCCCGGGAUUUCCAGCCCAACGUGCGGCUGGGGAAGCUGGCUGCCAUCGCCCGCAAGGCCGGGCCUCGCUCGCUGCUAGGCCGCAGCAGGCCGGGGGACGAGGACCGGGACCCGGAGGAAGGGUGGAGGGGACUAUGUGAGAAACACCAGCAGGCCCUGAAGCUGUUCUGCCAGGAGGACGAGGAACCGUUGUGCGUGGCCUGCCUGGGGGAAGGCCAGCACGGCCCUCACUCCGUCAGCCCCCUCCAAGAAGCCGUGGAAGAUUGCAAGGAGAAGGUGCAACACCACAACUUGACCAUCCAGAUGGAAUUUGGGAAGAUGAGAAACUUCUUAGCCGAGGAGGAGAUGCGGCAACUUCGUAGACUGGCGUUGGAGGAGAAGGAGAUUCUGCAGAGGUUGGCAGAGAAUAAGACACAAGUAUCUCAGCAGAGCUACAGCCUGAGGAAGAUGAUCGGAGAACUGGAGGAGAAAUGCGAGAAACCGGAUCUGGAGCUGCUGCAGGACGUGAAUACAGUUCUGAACAGGUCUGAGCCCAAGGAACUGCAAGUACCCCAAGACGUGUCCGUGGAGCUGAGGAGCGUGUGCUACGUGUUCGGGAUGAGGGAGAUGCUAUGUAGAUUCCAAGUGCCCAUGACGUUGGAUGAAAACACGGCCCACCCGUGUCUGGUGCUGUCGGAUGACCUGCAGAGUGUGAGCUACAGUCCUCAACGGCGGGAUCUCCCGGAGAACCCCGAACGAUUCGACCGUAGUCCGUUCGUCCUGGGCUCUCAGCGCUUCACCUCCGGGAAAUACUUCUGGGAAGUGAAGACCGAACACAACCCCGAGUACAUCCUUGGAGUCUGCGAAGAGACGAGGGGCCGCAAGGGAAGCCUCGAGCUGUCUCCUCUACACGGAUUUUGGGCGGUGGCAUUGAAGGAUGGAUUUUUUAAUUCUUCCAAUACUCGUUUCUUCCUGAGGAGUUCCCCCCAAAUUGUGGGAAUUUACCUGGAUUAUCACGCCAACGCUGUGUCCUUUUAUAAUAUGACCAACAGAUCCCAUUUAUAUACCUUUCGAGGAGGUAAGAACCUGAGUUGGGAACCCCUGGUAGAGACCCCCUGA